AUGCGUCCCUGUGAAGUAUUUGUUUCCGCAGCCAAUUCCAAGCGCAACUCCACAGUUCGUGUUGUACUUCAGGCCUUAUAAGGUGCAGCAUCAAAAAAUUCCGAGCGUUUUAAUCCUCUGUGCACGCGGGGAGGAUGGGAUCGCAACCUCUCCUUAGUGAUUUCCACCCAGGUAUAUAUGUAUAUAUAUGCAUAGACGUGUAAAUUUGCUUCCUCUAGGCAACUAGCGAGGAGGAGGUGCGAGCCCAGAGGGAAAGAAUAGCAGCUAAGGCGCGACUACAACUCCUUGAGAACGAAAUCCUCGACUACAAGCGAAAGGUCGCCAGUCUUCAGGAUGGGCAACAACGACAACUUACCCUUAUCCAAAAUCUGCAGGGACAGGUAAGUCAAGCCAUGCCAUGACGUCAAGGCAGCGGAUGCUUGCGUUAUCAGUUUGUGAGACGUACGACAGUCUAGGAAAAUGACGACCUAGUUGAGACCAUAUGGCCUUGUUGGCAUUCCGAUUUUUCCACACUUUACUUAAACCCGAGUGAUGAAACUCAUGGAACGUUACAUAAAAUGUUGAACUCUAACUUGAGUUAAAAGGGAGUUAAAAAUUAGCACUGACUAAAAAUGUAACAGAAUCACAAGAUACAGUAGGUGGGCUAACUCAUGAAAUGUCAAUCAACAUUUCGAAAUGCGUUCUUGUUUCGAAAAGAUUAAUUAAGUAGAAUUGUAAAACUAAUUGUUAUGCAGCAUAAUUCUAUGAUGGUCCAGUUACCUCAGGGUGUUGGCUUUCGAAUAAACUUAUUUCUGACUGCAUGGAAGGACUAUACUCAACAAAAAAAUGACUACUUGAGUAGCAUGCAGUUUUUCAUUGAUUUUCGAUGCCCUUGACGAUUCAAUUAUAUUUCCUGGAAGCCGUGCAUAAAAAUAUUCGUUCUUUUACUUAUUCCGUAGAAAAUCACGUGUUAUUCCAAUUUUUUACUCGGUUUCAAAAAAGUUUCUCAUUUCGAGAUGUUUUAAUACCUUGAAAUUACCGUUCAUAAAACAUCAUGUAUCUGCUUUUACGAACGUGGCUUGUAAAGUUAACAAUAUGACUCAAAUCCACUGCUUAAUUUUAUGAACCCCAUAUGGCCUCCUCUUAAUACCGUAGAGAAAUGCGUGGUUUCUCGUAUAGGAAAAUAUACUGCUUGUAGUUUUUUAACCCUGAAUGCAAGUGUAACAGCAGGUAGGGUUCAACAUUAUUCGGGAAUUAGAAAAGUUUUCUAAAACCGAAUCGUACAUUUCUUUCGAAUAUAAAAUCGGUAAACGACGUGAUUAUCUACCGAAUAAGUAAAAGAAUGAAUAUUUUUAUGCAUUUUUUUCAUGAAAUAUAAUUGAAUUUUUAAGGGCGUCGCAACUCAAUGACAAAAUAGCAUGCUACUUGUGUAGUCAUUUUUUGCUACUUAUGUAGUCAUUUCUUGCAUGCAGUCGGAAAUAAGUUCGUUCGAAAGUGAGCAUCCUGCGGUAACUGAAUUAUUAUAGAAUUAUGGUGCAGAAUGAUUGAUUUUGAAACCUACUUAAGUAGUCUUUCUGAAACGAAAACGCAUUUCGGAAUUUCGGUUGACAUUUCAUGAGUUAGCCCAUCUACUGUACUUCAUUCACGCCAGAAUGCCGAAUUUUAAAUGGGCGUCUUCGCUGUCGCCUGCAAAAUCAAAUUUGCUAAAAAAUAAUAACUUAGAUUUCCACUGAUUUCGGAUGCUCAAACAUAUUUUUUAGAAUCUGUGCAAAUAAGCAUCUUUCAUUGUGCCCGUUUUAUAGUAGAUGAUGUCUCCAAAACUUUUACUCAAGUGGAAGAUAUGUUUCUGUUUUAGGUAAGUUUUCAAUUAUGAGAUUUUUAAGGUCGUCAAAUGUCUAUUCAACUGACAUCCUAUCUGUCCGGUUGGAUAGUGCCUGUGGGUCGCAUCUACCGCAAAAUAUUAUCGGUCCACGGAGGAGCACUAAAAAAAACAAGAAUUGUUUUCUGUAAAACAUUGGGUUGAUAACGCUGUCCUUCUCUCGCUUGGGCACGUUUCCUAGAUACUCUUCCUGCUCAACUGGCCAAUUAGCGUUCAUGAUUAAUUAUUGCGGCCGACAAAGUAAUUAUUCUAGUAAACUCCGCUCCAGCGCUCCUAGCGGUUUUGCGAUGGCAAACCUUAAGGAGGAACGCGCCAUCAGCAAGUUCGUUUUCCUGCAUAUUACGAUUUGUUUCUUUGGACAUCAAAGGAGCCGUACUAGUUGGAUUUGUUUCUCACGACACUACAGUGAAAUGACAUUGUUAUUUGCAAGUACAGAAACGACUACAUUAGGCAGUGGUAAAAAAGACUUGGAUCGUGGCAAUCGGGAGACUAGCAGCGUUCAAAAUCAACCAAUUCUUGUCAAUGAAAACGUUUUUGCAUUCUCCCUACUCGUCUGGCUCAGCCUUCGUAUUCCUGAGAAUGAAGGGAAACCUAAAGGGAAAGCGUUUUCAGAACAUUGAAGGGGUUAAGGAAAACCCGUCGGAGGAACUUUACAGCAUUGGUUCAGGAGAAUAUAAAAAAGGAUUUUUAACAAUGCAAAACCCGUUGGAACCGUACUGUCAUGGAGAUUAAUGUUUUUAAGAUUUCAUGCUAGGGGAAAAAGUAAAUAAAUGAUCCGUAGAUGUUUUGACAGGUUUUGAAUAAUUCAUAUUGACCCAACUGCGAAAAAAUCGGCGCCUCGGUGGGGAUCGAACCCACGCAGUAAGGGGAAGGCUUUAGUACAGCCAACGCUCUAACCGCUUGAGCUAUGAGGCCCCACCGGAUGAUGCGCGUUUAAUCACAUUUGGGUCGUUACCCGCCCACUCUACUGCAACGUCUGGAAUCCACCAAAUCUGAUACAGUAAUUUGACUGCCCAAACAGGAUUUCCUAAGUAAUUCACGUAGAAUCCACCAGAUGACUACCAGGCUUACGUAAUUCAUAGAUGUUUUGGCGAUUUUGAAUAAUUCAUGUGGACUCAACUGUGAAAAACUCGGCACCUUGGUGCGAUUCGAACCCACCAAAUGUGAUUAAACUCGCGUCGUCCGGCGGGGCCUCGUAGGCCAAGCGGUUAGAGCGUUGACUGUACCAAAGCUUUCCCCUUACUGCGUGGGUUCGAAUUCUACCGAGGCGCCGAGUUUUUCACAGUUGGGUCAAUAUGAAAUAAAUUAUCCUCGUGUUUUGGUACCCCAAGUACGCUUUUAGCGCAGGAAAGGGCAUCAUUUUCUUAAAUAGAAGGUGUACAGUUUUUGGAUUGGAAACUCUUAACACAAGUGCAAAGACAGGCCGGACUCCCAAUUAUUCCAGACUGAAACACCUUCUAAAUUGACAGCUAUCAUUCCUUCGAGUAUAAGAUCUAAAAUGCGUAAUGUACCAUAAAUGUAUUACAGAAAAGGAUAUUCUUGUUUAUGUAUUUUCUAAAUUAUGCAUCAGUUUAUGAAGACAUCGAAAAUCAAUGGGAAAAAAUCACACCACGUGAGUAUUUAUUGCUUGUUGAGUAUGGUUUUUCAGGCGACCGAAAAGACACACACUCAAGUAACCGGCAUUCUGGAAUAAUUUAAAUUUCGUAAGACUAAAACAAUUUCUUAUAAAUUCUGCAUGUGUUUUGAUCAAGUGGCCUAUACGUGGGCCUUUGCGAUUGGUUGAUCGUUUUUAUGCACACAAGUUGAGUUAGUCUGAAAUGGCGAUUCAGGGCGUCACAAUAUGCGCUGUCUGGCCUUCGUAUUUGAAAGACCAAAGUAGAACCGAGAACCCACGAAAUACCUAUGAAGUGAAGAUUCUAGUUAUCCCAACAAAAUCUCCAUUUUCGACGCCGUGUAGUCAGAUCGGUUUAAUAUUUAUGGUGUAAAACGCUAAAAAAAACGUGAGUCAACAGUUCCGCAAAACAUUUUGUCAUGAUUAUUAAAAUAUUUCAACCAGUCUAAUAAGAAUUGAUAUAUGGCAAGUGAUAUUUACAAUUUCUGGUAGAGCACUUUCGAAUUCCAAAGAUGUGAAGAGAAGACAUGGCUAACUGAUCGUUUUGCGAAAACAUUCUCACAUACUGGCUGUACUUUGCAAUCGUAGCAUCCUUUAUGAAACGAAAAUCCCCAAAAUGAAAGUUUAGCUUUAUUAUCUUGCCUGCCUCAUCAGAUUGGAGACCUACCGUACAUAGGCACACGCAGUAUGUUCCUUUAUCUGUUCUACCUAUGUGAUAGGACAAGUAGGAUUUUCAAGGUAGUAGACUCAUCAGGUUUUCAUUCGACUUGCUUUACGCCAGUAAUUCUGCUUUCGACAUGCCCGGGAGGGUGAUAGGUAGACAUGCAGAGGUCGGGGUUUUGACAGUCUCCUUCCUCCCCUAACCUAAGCUUUUUCAGCUCAUUCAUGCCAUCCCACCAGUUACCCACACAGCAGUCCCGCAUGCUCUCACCUUCAUCUCCCCAUAAAUUGUUAAUCGGUUAUCGCGCGUGGCAGCUGGCGGCCGCCAUUGUUGUCUGCAUCUGCAGGUCGUUUUUCCCACGCGUCUUGCGAGCGCGUUUUCGCCUUCUUAGGGGUCCCACGCAUACUCCAGACUGAUUAUCAACUAGCCAGCCUUCCGAAGUCUUGGGGACAAGCGGGUGCAAACUAACGGUUGCGUGGUUGUUUUUCUAAAUUUGGGAUUAAAAACUUAAACCUGCGCGACGUUCACAACUACUUUUUCCAAUGGAGGAUUUUUGUUUUGUUUUGGAGGUAAUCGCGUUACGUUAUGCAUGCCUUUGACUGUUUCCUUUUCUGAACCUUUUAAAGUCGACUGCUUGUAAUAAGGCAGAGUUUGGAGGACUUUAAGUCCAUUUUUGCACGAUAUCGAAACAAAAAUGAUCUCUCCAAUGAGCUAUCGUGAAGUCAGGCCGAGUUGAUUAACUUUGCUGCACUUGUGUUUAACUCAAAAACGAUUAUGCGAAGACGGAUCCACAAUUGGAUGCUUGAAUGGCUCGAAUUACGUUCUCCUGCAAGAACCUGAUGUGCACUAACAUCCAAUUCUGUUUGGAAGGGCAUCACCGACAAAGAACAGUUGACAAUAAGAUGGCAUUGACGGAUCAUGCUUUUGUGAGAGGAAACUAUAUUAAUUUCAUGUUGUUGCAAAUACAAACUUUAAGCAACAAGCUGGUCGGGCUUUGUUAUUAGAAAUAAAAGUGCCACGAUCAAGAGGAGAAAAAGCUAAUGACCCUGAAAGUUGUUUAGUGGGAGUUUUAUGCCCGCAUAAAUUUGGUCUGACUGUAAAAUAUUUUCUGCCAGUGCGUAAUUUCCUGCCUAACACAAGAGGCAUUCGGCAAAUACGCAUUCUAACUACACCAGCUCACUUGAGUCAGUUCCCGCACUGUCUUGAUGAAGGUAACUGCUCACAGCCACGCACGCGGGUGGAGGGUCUAUUAGGUGAGUAGCUGAGUUGACGUCUGGACGCCAGACCUCCCACGGUCUUGUAGAAAGGAUACAGAGAGGAGAUGCCGAAAGGGGACAGAAUAUGUCCCAUAUUAAUUUUUCGCACCUUUUCUUCCAAGCGAUGCCACCGGAAAAGCAAUAGGCGGAGUGUCCGUAUCCGAAAUAUAAUACGUUUGUGGUUAACGUGUUAACAAACAGUUGAGUUUAUUUUGGCCUAAUGACCCCUUAGGGUCAGAUUUAACAAAAUGAAGAGCAAGGUGAAUUUGAGUUUUACAAAACCCCGGCUCCUUAUAAUUACAAUUUGUAAAUUCAAGCGGAUAACAUCAAUUAAAAAUAAGCUCACCUGAGACUGGCAAGGCACCCCACCGCCCAUAUGUUAGUAGUCGGUUUCUUAACAUAGACUGUUUACUUACCAUGCCCUCAUUCUUAAAAAAAAACACUGUCUGGCUUUCCAACAAGCAGCUCCGCUUUGGGGAGGGGGAUUCUAGCCGGCCAACUAAAUUUAUUGAAGCCGCGACUUCCGUGAAUGUCCUAACUUAGCGAACAGUUGCACGCAAAGCGACCUGUCCUUUGAUCUAGUCAUUUUCCUUCUGUGCCUGCGCCGCUGCCUCAAAUGAGGCAGAAAAUUGCUCUAAUUAUUUUUUUCCGUGGUUCCCGUAUGCUUUCAAGCCGGUAAUAAAAACGUCCAUCACAUUGUAUGCUGGCCAAUUGUCGACGAAAAUUAAUAAGCGUGUGAAGUCAGGAGACCGGAUUUGUGCGUUCUUUGGUGGCAGUCAUUAUGACGCGAAAUACCCCUCUCCAACAAAAUGAAUUUGAUCCUAUAAAAUGUCUGUGAAAGACGAUCAGGUAGGCAGACUUGGGGAUGUGCAGUUUUGCCGGACUGCAGGAGUUCAACCCAAAUUAUCUCUUGAAUAGAAAAUUAUUUGUCAUCUUUCUAAGUUGGCGAAAGAUCGCGUGAAGGCCCCCAAACACACACGACCAGCCAAAGGUGCCUGUCUUACGGGAAAGGUGGUAAUAGGGGUUUUACGGACGAGGCCUAUGUAUGCAUAGAGGAAUGAAAAAAUAAGUAUAGAUAAUUGUAAAUGUGUUUUUAGAGGUGUUUUUAAUGCAUUGACAUAAAGCAACCGAAAUUGGGCGGGACAAUAAAAAAAUGAACACUAAGUGUCCACAGCGGUCGCUUCUCAUCUCUCUGAGCUGAGGACAUUGUAGAUAAUGCACCAGACCGUCAACAACAGACGACCCAACCUUGUAACUCACCGACAAAAGCAGGCGCUAUGUCUGAGUGCACCUGGUAAGUAGGAUUCAGUGAGUCGGACACCAUUGUAUAUUCCGAAUCGAAAACCGACAGGGCGACGGGCCCGUGGCCCAGUGGUUAGAGGCGUGGACUUCUAAACCAACAGGUCGCGAGUUCGAGCCUCGGAUGUUCCACACUACGGGGUUGGGUAUGACUGGCUGACGACGGCUAAUAAGUCAGAAAUAGGCAUUCCAUUCACCCUUGUCUUUGUCGGUAAUAACAUACUCCUUAUAUCAUGCGUCACUGUGCAGCUGCCAGUUGGGUUCGAGAGAGAGAGUCCGUUCAGUAAGAACGUUCGCUCAGCGCCCUCUACCAUAGCAGGAGCUAUGUCUGAGUGCGCCUGCUAAGUAGAAUUCAGUGGGUCGGGCACGACCUAAUUCACUUUCACGAUUGCUUAAAACUUCCCAGGCGCAUUUGUGGGGUACGAGAGGAGUAGAGAAAAUGCGUACUUCUGGCAAUCGCACCAAUCUCACCGUCCUUCGUGUUCCUAAUGUCUGUUUGUAAAGCGCCAGCCUCAAGUCAACCUGAAUAGACGGUUACAACUGCCUCAGAUCAGCCAAGUGACAGCUCAGUCUAAUUGGCUGAUGCAGACGGACUUUCGACUGGCUCCCGAGUGGGCGUUAGUCUAGCGAAGUCGACACGGGAGGUUUCGACGCAGACACCAGUUAGCGCUUGACAACUGAAGCAAUAAAAGAACCAAUAAGUUUUUAGCAACAAAGAUAGGGGGGGGGCGGUUUGAAUGAUUGUUUCCGACUUGAUUGCGUAUUUCAUGCCAACGGGGUGUUAGGCGCUUUACCGGUAAACUAUAGGCACAUAUCUUUUGACUCUUGAAGGAAUCAUUUAAGAUCACGCGAGAGUGGAUCCCCCUCUGAGACAUCCAGAUCCUGGAACGAGACGUGGGUUGGAAUAGCCGAUCCUUCAGUCUGGACUUUGGCCAUGACUGACUGAUGAUGGUUAGCAGGUCAGAAACGGCCGAUGAAAACGUCUCAGUAAGAUAUGGUUAUGCAGCCACACCUGAUGGACACAAUGCUGUCAGGGGUUAGGGUGAGGGUUAGUUGCUGCUAUGUCGUGGUGCGCUCAGAAGCAAUAGUUUACUUUGACUUCAUUUUGUCCCACAGGUUAACGAGUACAAAAGAAGGAACACUGAUCUGGAGAUUGAAAUCGAGGAGCUGAAGAUGGACAACCAGACAAAAACAAAGAAGGUUAGCCUUCUGCAUAUGUUUACCCAAUGCAAUAAAGCUUUACUCGGCCGAAGGAUCACUUUUUAAAAUCCUAGCAAGUUGAAGUGGAGUACUACUUAAUAAGGCCACAAUCGUGAUUGAGUAAGUGGACAACUGUUUGAUCCACAAGGUUCACCUCUUCUGUCUCCUGUAACUGCAGUAAGAAGCAAAACACUGCUUCUUGUUGGAAUUUGGCUACCUUAGAGAGAGAGAAAUGCGCUUUAUUUUGAAAGUAUCUUUCAACAUUUUCAGCAAAGACGUCCACCAUGUGCUGCAACUCUCGGCAUCGUGGACAAUUUUUGGUGAAUUUAGUGCAGAAUGAAUGUCAGAUUUUAUUCCGUUCGAAACGACCCUAGUGUAAUGUACAUAUGACCUCGAAAGUAUAGUUCGAAUAAAUUAAAAUGAUGAAAAUCAAUAUAUAUAUCGAGUAAAAUAGGCCAAUCGAUGUGCAGGUAAGAUGUGGUUAUGUAGCCCCACCUGAUGGACACAAUACUGUUGUUAAAGGUUAGGGUUCGAGGUCAGGGUUUGGGCAAUUUUUUCUCAACCACUCAAAGUACAACCGCUCAUUCCCAGCAGCUUUUCUUUGGCAUACAACUACUUGACCUCGUCGCCUGUGAGUUCCCCGGCCCCACUUGUAAAAACCCCUAUUACCACCGGUCCCAUAAUACUGGUAGCUUGGGCUUGUUUAAUUCAGUUGGGGCUACAUAACCACAUCUAACCGACGUACAAUUAAAGCAUGUACCAUGUGACCAAAGGUAUAGGCAGUGGGUGGUCGUUCAUUGUGCGUAUGAAAACAAUUAAUGCUAUCUUCAGGUCAGGGAAAUUUUAUAAUAUGUUGAACGCGCCUGCUUCGGCCGUUCCGAACCAUGAAAAAUCUCUUGGCGCAGCGGUUAAUACUUUCCGUAGUCGCUGACGUAGAGUUAGCACUUUCCAGUGAUGUUUAAGUCUGGCAACUGGUUCAUCAUAACAAGUUUUAUUGCCAACUGGCUCACACCCAGCCAAGUCCAAGCAGUGAAGAGGCCGUGAAAUUCAGCAUCUAUCUCCAGGUAGCAUCACACACGGCGGCCGAGACCACUGGAAAAAAAGGUCACAUUUAAGGGAAUGUUCAAAAGGUCCGAUUGAAGUGAUUUCCCAUUCUGGCAAACAUCUGCUUCAACUGGGGAUCUCCGCACGGGUUGAAUUCGGAGGACUGCGCAUUGAAUGCAAUGUGGAUCCUUAUACGGUACACCACAAGACCUACUAAAUUAGUUGACUUGUCUGCGAUCUUUGUUCCGCACAAUAUUUAGGUCGGACCAAUCUAAAGUGAUAAGGUUCGCAUGGCCCCACCAUCUCAUUCGUCUGUAUAACCUCAAUCGGAAAAACUAAAACUUUCUUGUUCUUAGAUAGAGGCUAUUUAUUUUUUUGGUCGUCAGAAUACGGGUCCUCUUCGGCGAAAAACUGAAUAAAAACGUGCCACACCUGAUUUAUCUGCCUUUUGUGUCGAUACCACCCAAUAAAGUUUCUGGGACGCCAGUCUCUGAGCAUAUUCGUUUGGUGAAUUGUCGAUCAAAUAAACCCUCAACGCAUAUGUCGGAAAAUUUAAGUAGGCAACAUAUGCGGAGAGGGUUGUCCGGAGUCUCUGAAUGAAAUCUUGAAAGUAAAUUUGUCCUACUCUGUUCUCUAGUAUGGCAACUUUUACUGGUAUUGUUAGCUGCAGUCCAAGACCAUGGAGAACGACAGUCGUUUGGAGGCGCGUGAGAAUAUGGCCAAAAUGCGUGAAGAUAAUCUUAUUGCAGAAUUGGAGAACAUGGCGGCCACCCUGGAGCAAGAACGGGCCAAGUAAGCUACUAUAUCACAUUGAUUUGGGCCUUGUACAUUUUGUCCUAGACUUUGUCGUCCUCUUUUUCUUCGCUCAUCUCUCGCAUCCUCCCUCCUCCUUCCCUGCCCACUAUAAGCCCCCUCUUCUUUUCCCCUUGUUCCGGCACUCCUUAUCCUUAUUCUUCUUUUUCCUCCUUCUUUCUCUUUUCCUUCCUUAUUCCUAUUCUACUCCUCUGCUAUACAGUCGCUGCCACCACCACCACCACCACCACCACCACCAACACCACCACCACCGCCACCACCACCACCACCACCACCAUUACUAAAAACACCUCCUACUCCUCCUCCUCCUCCUCCUCCCCCCUCUCCCCCUCCUCCACCUCCUCCCCCCUCCCCCCCUCCUUCACUGUUACCGUCGCAGCCAGCAUACUUGCUAUCACCUUGGGCAGCGUCCCUCCUCGGUCUUCAGAAACCGGCAUCUUAGGCGGUUGCGCUUACAACUGAUUCGCAGUCUUCAUCUUUUUGUUGUGUAAACACAAUUUUUCCGUUCUGAAUUAAAAGAGCUUGUCCGAUCGCACCGGUGCCUAGGUCUUUCUUGCCUCCCAGGCAGCUUAAUAUAGGAGAGACUGAGGACGCACUGUCCGCAUUUUCCUCAGAGGCAAAUUUGUUUUUAAAUGCAACAGAAUACGUACGAGCACUGCAGCUGUCUGCUCUAGUCACUCACAAAACUAGCCUUUCAGGCAAAGAUGUACAUCAGAAGGUUAGAAAGGCAGAGCCUCAGAGAAAGGUGGCAUCCGCGAGUGAGGGAGUGAAUGAUGCUUUUGCAGCUCUUUUUGCCUGAAAGGUAGCUUAAAGUUAGUGUGAGACUGUUCUUUGACGACAAGAUGAAUGUACAAGCUUAAUUGUCAAACUCGUGAGAUCAUUAUUGGUACUUUCAAUGGAAAUCCGCCCCACUGCUAAUUACCACUGUAUGCGACCUCAAGUAGGCAAACGGACGGUGACUGGUCACUUUGAAAAUUCGAUGUCUAUGGGGUCUGUGCGUGGGCGGAGUUUUCAGAUUCACAAUGGUACUCGUUUUCGUCUUUAUUCAACUGUUCCAGAUCACACAUGUACCUGAACGUCCUGAAAGCCGUUGUCCAAGUCGCACAGAUUUCAUUAAAUAGCAGAGAAAUCGGCGAAAAAUCGAAUUACCCAAUUUUAAGUUAAAAUUAGUGCCAAAAGUACUAACUUCGGAGUUAGUUCGCAUGGGUUAUAUCUGCCUGUCAUUCGUCUCAAAAGCUGCAGUGCAGCAUUAUGUGGGAAUUUUGGUUGGAUCUUAUUUGGCAGCCAUUGCUGCAGUAGACAAGCCCCAGCCUUACCGCUAAUCCCAAGCCCAAAUCACUAACUCCUAACUCCUAAACCCAACCCCUAACCUCUAGCCCCUGACCCUAACUUCUAACCCCAAAUCCUAAUCCCCGGCAGAUGCGGCCACGAAAUAAGAUCUUGCCGACAUUUUACAGUGAGUGACCGAUCUCAUGAAAUGUUGGCUGAAAUUCUGAAAUGCGUUUUCCAUUAGGAAGGAUUACUUGGUCGCGGUUGUAAUACUGAUUAUCUUAAGGCAUACUCUUAUAUCAUUUCGGACUCAAAAGGAUGUCGGCUUUUAAAUGUACUUCUUUUCAAUCUCCUGUAGAAACCGUGCUCGGUAAAAAAUGACUACUUAUUUAGCAUGCAUUUUCCCCAUUGAAUUACGAUGGUCUUGGAAAUUCAAAUAUAUUUUAUAGAAACCAUAAACAAAAAUAUGCAUUCUUAUAGUGAAUCAAUAGAUAAUCACGUCUUCUUUAUAUUUUAUGCCUAAGGAAGGAGUAUAAUUAGGUUUUAAAAAAAGUUUUUUAUUGCCGAAUAAUUUGGAACCUGAUCAUUCGUUGCAUUAGCCCUUAGUGAUUUCCCUUUACGAAGUGCAUGCGUUCCGCGUAAAGAAAAUCCCAUAUUUUUCUAUGUCAUUAAAGAGAUAUCAUACAGGGUCUAUAAAAUUUUGCAAUGGAUGCGGACCAUGUUGUACAUUUCAUGAGGAGCAGUGGUAAACGGCCAGGUACGAUACUAUGUGAAUGGCCAUUUCGCGAUCUCAAAAAGUCUCAUAAUUAAAAACUUUUUUAAAACCUAAUUAUACUCCUUCCUUAGGCAUAAAAUAUAAAGAAGACGUGAUUCUCCAUUGAUUCACUAUAAGAAAGCAUAUUUUUGUUUAUGGUUUCUAUAAACUAUAUUUAAAUUUCCAAAACCAUCGUAAUUCAAUGGGAAAAAUGCAUGCUAAAUGAGUAGUCAUUUUUUACCGAGUGCGCUUUCUACAGGAGAUUGAAAAGAAGUGCAUUCAAAAGCGGACAUCCUGCCGAGUUCGAAAUGUUAUGAGAGUAUUCCUUAAGAUAAUCAGUAUUACAACCGCGACCAAGUAAUCCUUCUUAAUAGAAAACGCAUUUCACAAUUUCAGCCAACAUUUCAUGAGAUCGGUCACUCACUGUAUGUAGUGAUAUGUUCAUCCUCCCCCUCGAAGAUAAAAACUGAAAUCACACGCACUUGACAGUCCGACUAUCGCAGGCGACGACGUCCGCCCUGGUUAAUUAUUUUAUAGUGAGACGGACUGGCGCGACAUCUAUCGCACAAAUUCUCUUAUCUCAUCCCCCUUUUCCUUCGAUGGGAGGACAGAAUCACGAAGACCGGAGGAGAGCGCGGAUACGGUAGCAGAUGAUUUUGGACAAGGAGACAGGAUCGCUGGAACAAGAGCUUUAUUGGCCUAAAGUUUCGGAUUCCUGCUCGAACCCAUCAUCAGAGACAAAAGGGCAGAUAUGGGUGGUUCAUGCACACAAGGGACUUCAGUAUUUAUAGGAUGCAGUCGUCAUGCUAACGCAUACCUAUGAAUAUGCACGCCCUCCUCCAUUCUGCAGGGAUUGUUGCACUUGGUGCGACGACUGUGUGAUGACUGUUUGAUAGCCUACAUUCGCGUCGUUAAUGGCUGCAAAUUCAUUACGUGCGGUGGAUGUUGGUGUGAGGACUGCUCGACCAUCUGACGCGCUGACCCGGGUGUUGGGAAAAGUGUUCACCUGUACGCUCUCCGCGUGGCUAUUUACUCUGCCUGGGCAAAGUCUCAGCGCUUGAGAGAGAGCCCGUAAGGCACAGCGUAACGAGCGAGUUCCGUAAGAACGAUCGGUGAGCGCCCCCUAACAUUGUAUAUUCCCGAUCGAAAACCGACAGGGCAACGGGCUCAUGGCCCAGUGGUUAGAGGCGUGGACUCUUAACUAACUGGUCGCGAGUUCGAGGCUCGGGUGUUCCACACUUCGGGCUUGGGUAUGACUGGCUGACGAAGGCUACUAAGUCAGAAACGGGCAUUUCAUUCUCCCUUGUCUUUGUCGGUAAUAACAUACUGUGUGAUGACUGUUUGAUAGCCUACAUUCUCAUCGUUAAGCGCUACAAUUUCAUCACGGGUGUUGGAUUUGGUAUGACGAUUUCCCAACCAUCUGACCCAUCGACCGUGGCGUUGGGAACAGUGUUCGCCUGUGCGCUCUCCGCGUGGCCAUUUACUUCGCCUGGACGAAGUCUCAGCGCCAAGUAUGGAAGGGGAAGGUUGUUGCACUCGUUAAUAUGCCGGGGUCCAAUGAACCGUGACUCAAGCAGUUCGCGGCUCACGCGGUUCUCACUGCUAGCGAGAAUUUCGGCAUCGUCGAAUUUGAAUGUGUGACCGGAUCUCGUCGAAUGGGCCGCAACUUGAGAGCUGGCGGCAUUUUUUUGCACUGCUGCCGUCUGUGCGGUCAUUCAGGUCCAGAUCAGUAUUCCGGAUCCUCCGACGUAGUUGCUUUGUCUGCAACUGCACCAGCUCAGAUAAACGACUCCAGACGUUUCUUGUCGUGGCAGUGGGUCUUUCGGUUUCAUUGCCUGACGCCUGAUCGUUGUCUCCGGCCUGUAUGCCAGGGUCAGUGGGUUAGACUGUCGAGCGAUCAUCACACCUUCCUCACGUCAUCGAAUGGCCAUCACACUAAGUGCAACAAUCCCCGAUGGAGGGGGGGAGCCGUGGAUUUUCAUAGGUAUGCGAUGGCAUAACGACUGCAUCCUCUUUUGCAUGAACAACCCGUAUCUGCUAUUGUCUCUGAUGGUGGGUUCGAGAAGGAAUCCGAAAGGUUAGGCGAGUAAAACCCUUAUUCCAGUGAUCCUUUCUCCUUCUUCACGACCGCUUCCUGGGACUCGUCUCCUCGCCUCUAUUGGCAACCGAAGGAUCUGUCUACGAGUACCACACAACCUGGUCCUCACAGCAUGUACCAUGCUUUCAUUAGGGCAUCUGGGAUCCCCCAUCGGUGAGAGCGCCUUAAAGGCCACGUUGAGAAGGAAACCUUGCAGCUUGGCGUUUAGUCUUCCAUUUACCACAAUAUAAUCCCCAUGGGAACCGAUGUUCCCCGUCGGUUAGCAGUCUUCUAACCCAUGACUCUUAGCUUGUUGCAAUAACUUCAACUUGUCAGAUUUAUUAUAGUGAGCAGUGCGUUGAUUUGCCGUAAGGAAGGAUUCCCCAGUAUCGGCCUCAUACACCCCUAUCCUAUUCGCAAUUUGGCUGUUCGAGUCUGCCAUCCAGUAGGUGUUAAGGGCGGGGUUGGGCGUAUCAAGUCCCCGGAGGAUUUAAAUAGCCUAUACCGCCUGCAGCCAGUUCUUUUCCACUUCGUUUGUCUGCUCUGGUUCUUUCAAUUAUUCAGGUCCGCGGAAUUGGCGCGCAUCAAUGAGGCGCUGCAGGACCAAUUGGAAGAGGCCGCAAUAGCCAAUCAGGGCCUCAGUCGCGAUGUGGCCCAAUUGACGCAGGCCUGGCGUACGGCCACCCAGCAGUUGGAACGGCGUGAAGUGGAAUGGCACACGGAGGAGGUUGCCUUCAAUGACUACUUCGCCUCGGAGCACAAUCGUCUGCUGGCACUAUGGCGGGAAGUCGUUGCUCUGCGCAGGCAGUUCACUGAACUGCGUCAUCAAACCGCCAGAGAUUUUACCCAGGUCGUUUGCUCGGAACCCAUGGGCGGUUGAGUUUCCCGGAUUUUGUUUUUUGUCCAAGGACAGUGAAACUGCUAUUAGCACGCAGGUCUAGAAGAGUUCCUAACCUUGAAUUUAGGCGAGUGCGGCAGGACCUAUGGAGCUGCUAGCUUCAAAUCCCAGCAAAGGCAGGGUAGUGGCAGGUUCUAGGGUACCUAACUUCGCCUGCCAGCCACCCCCCAAGUGUCAUGAAAGUCAACCAUAUUUUCACCACCAGGGAGCAUCGUUCGCGCGUGAUUUCUAAUAUAACCGACUGCUGCUAACUUAGAAUAAGUUUUCUGCCAAGCUGGAAUGGCGAUUCACCCAAUCACGAAGUAGUUCAGAGAUCAACUGUCACGCCUACCGGACUUGAUUUAAGGCAUAAUUGACUACAAAAAACCCUAACUGGUCACUAUUAACUGAUUUGUUUUUGGUGCUAAAACUCCUAAACUAACAAUACAAUAGACGAACUAACCCGUGGAACAUUAACUGAAGUGACGAAAUAUGGUUCCGCUCAGGAAAGAUCACUUAGGGGGGGUUGUAAUACGGAUCAUCCUGAAGCAUAAUGACUAGAUAUUUCGGUCAUAGUAGGAUACUGGCUUUUGGAUGCGUGUCCUUCCGACCGCCUGCAGCAAUUGCAAGGAGAGAGUACUUAAGUGGUGCAGUAUGUUGCAUUUAUUUUCGAUGUCUUUAUAACCCAAACCCAUUUGUAGGAAAAAUGCAUACAGAAUCAUUCGUAAUGUUCAUUUUAUGCAGUAAAUCAUGUUCUAUUCAAGGCCCCUACUCCGAAAAUAAUAUCUUUUAAUUAAAAAAGAUUAAAAAUUUAUGAAUAAUUUUGAACUCGUUCACCUCUGCUAUUGCGUUUAAUGUUCUAGAACUGCUGUCUGUAAACUCCCCUUUUGGGGGCCGUCACAUAUUUGCAAUAUAUAUCGAAAUUUUGGCAUAGUUUAAAAGGGGCAUUGAUAAACAAACAGACACGACGCCAUUGGAAUAGGCCUUUCAAUGCCUUCAAAACAUUCUAAUUGCAAGUCUAUUUUAAACCAAAGGACUCCAUUUUUUCGAAUAAAAAAAUUUGAGGACUUAAAUUAUCGCAAAACGAGCAUGAGCAUGUUUUGUGCAUGCGUUUUUUAAGAAAAAUGUUUUUAUUCAUGAGGAUAUCGGAGGUCAGUUUAAUAAAACAAAAUCGAUUAAGUAGUCGACAGCGUGAUAUAUACGAGUUGCCAGAAAGAUGCGCGUACGAAAACUGACAUAUUGUCAUGACAGGGAUAUCUUGUUGUUAGGUUGCGUGAUGAGAGUUUGACCGUGAGCUUCACAGCAGGGACGGUGAUAUGCACGCGAAUUAGUGUACAGUGAUGGCAGACUUGCGCUGCAUCUACCACACUCUCUCCUCCUCACCCACUAGGGCCUGGUGGAGUCGAUAAAACAGGAGGAAGAGUCGGGGGCAGAUGGCAGGCAUGGCGUGAAACCGUGCCUAGACGUGCCACCAAAUUUCCUGCUCCAGGCACAGAGGAUCAGGUUUUCACUCAACAAAAAAGGGGGAUCGUCUCGGGCCCUAAAUGAGUGGAAGCGCCAUAGAGGCGGAAUUUAUAAGCAGGCACUACAGCCUGAUCCUUCGUCCUCCGAGGACGACCGAAUAGUCUUGUCAGUCGACGGCCCUUCAAGCCACGGCUUGUAACUUAUCGCCCUAUAUAUUCAAGCGCAUCACAUUGCCGAGGCCGUCGGCCUUAACCUCUCUUCUCUCUGCUCUGUAACAAUUGAUUGUCGGGACGGAUCAGUUGAACAGUCCGUCUACGUGUGCCACACACGUGACUCAGUCCCUACAUGGCACGCCGGGGUGUCCCACAAAGUAGGUAAGCCGCUCGAAUCCCACAUGUGUUAGAAAAGUGGAGAAGGCACAUGGAGAAUGAGACCAGGAGCAUGAUUUUCACUGGCGUGAGAGUUGAUGUGCUCUUAUAAGUAUCCCAGCCACACCUAGGUAAUACUUUCUUAACGGAACCACAGUCAGGCACUUCAUUUCGUGCUUCGUAAAGUACGUCAUCUGCUGUGUGGGACUUUUUCUUAGUGUAGCAAUGUUAGCUGUUAAAAACUGAACUCAUGACUUGAAAAAAUGCAAGUAUUUUGCAGUGAUUAGAAUGCAUCAUUAGCUCCUCGUCAAAAUACUGUCUCAGCUGGAUUUUUAACGCGUCGAACUCCACCUAGUGCUGGAAAGGGCAACCUCUAAGCUCUGGCAACCACGGUGAAAGACGUUUUGAUUGGCCGAGAGGCAGGCUUCCUGUGUGGUCUCGGAAGAGCUGUUCUGGUUGCUGCAAUGAAGGGCAGAAACCGUCGAGGUCCCAGACUGCGUGGAGAUUCCUCAUGUCCACCUCGUCACCGGCUUCUCCCAUCCUUUGCAGAUCAACAGCGAGAUCAUGCGGUUCAGCCAUGGCAUGCAUGCGGCCUGCACAACCCUGGCAACUAAUCUGAAGGCCUCCCAGCUUGAAUCGGCGGACGCUCUGGCAAAGAGUCGGCGUCAGCUCAUGAAGGAGGAGGAGGAUGCCAAACUGCGUGCCCAAAGUCUGACUGAAUCGCUGGCACGCAGUCAGUCCAAGCUUGCGGAGGCCGAGAGCAAACUGAUAGAACUAGCUCAGAAGAACCAGGAGCUUGCUGCCGAGGUUAGUCUCAAGUCGGUUUUUUUACCGUCGUCUGUUUACAUACGACUUUUCAUUCAGCUAUAUAUAUAUAUUGAUUGUGAUACACCAAUCAAUUAUUCAGUAGAGUUUCUGGACAAUUUACAAGAAAUGAGAAACGCAGCAGAUGAACUAAUCGUAUCCUUCGAUGUCGCUUCUCUGUUUACCUCCAUAUCACCGGAUUUAGCAAGACAAUGUACAGAAGAACGUCUCCAGUACUACGACAUGGAUAUCGCUGCAUCUGCGUUGUUAGAACUCUUAGACCUUUGUCUAGAAACGAACUUUUCAUUUGCGCAUGAGUAAUACCAACAGCUGAAGGGGCCCCUAUGGGAUCACCCAUCUCUCGUUUUCUCACAGAAGUCACUAUGAAGAAAUAAGAGGCUAUCGCCUUACCAUUAGUUAACUCCAAAUUACGGGCACGAUAUGUUGAUGACACGUUUGUCAUUGUUAAAAGUGAUAAACUGGAAAUACUCCACAAUGUUACUAACUCAACACUUCCAGGAAUCAAAUUCACACUCGAGAAAGAGGCUGACAACAAACUGUUGUUUCUUAAUGUCCUCGUACAGAGAAAGCCUGAUGGGACAUUCCACACUUCGGUUUAUCGCAAGAAAACCUACGCGGAAAUUCUUUUACAUUACGAUAGCAAUCACCCUAUCUCUCACAAACGGAAUGCCGUGAACAGCCUCCUGAACCGAACAAGAACUCACUGCUCUGACAGCGAAACCUAUCAAGCAAAACUGCAUUAUUUGUUCAAACUGUUUUCCCAGAAUGGAUAUCCUAGAUAUUUUGUACACCGAUGCAUGAGAUGGCAAGAGUUAAAAGGAACUAGAUUGUUCCGAUCAAGGGCUCCAAUCAAAAAAACUGACAAACACUUCCUUACAUUAAGAAUGUGUCCGAGAUAGUUGGGUUGGAUAGGGUUGGCUAUUUAGAUAAGAAGGAAGUCGUCUAUAAGGAACCAUGCAACACCUGUAAUACGGUUUACAGUGGUCAAAUCGGGAAAUCGGUCUCUACACGAAUACACGAACAUAAGUUGGCCGUAAAAAGGCGAGAUCGCUCGCCUCAAGUUGCCAUGCUUACACUGGAAACUGGACACAAAUUCGUCUGGGACAGAACUCGCAUCGUAGGUGUUUGCUCAUCUAAGAAGGACCGUGACUUUUUAGAGGCAAUCCAUUCUGACAACUUACGCAUCAACUGACACGUAGAAUUGGAUGCGGUGUACAACAGUCUCAAGGAGAAGUGGAAAAGGCAUUAGCCAGUUGCUGGCACCCUCAACCGAGCCAUAGACCUACAUCCCGCCUAUCAGGUGCUUCGCGCGAGGCUCGAGUCAAUCCACGUAAGGCCAAUGGCACGGAUGAAAGGAAUCCCACGGGGUCGACUACCGACGCUGGCGGAGAGGGAAGGCGCUGACCGAGAGUCACGUAACCGGCGUGGCACGCUAUCUCACGGACGUACUCGCGAGGGUGGAAAGGCCAUGCCUGAGGAACGAAAAUCGAUCAGUCCGCCAUCUAACGAGGGGAGGACAACGAGCACGCCAACGCAGCGGCAACCACGUCAGGCAUGAGGGAGACACAAGGCACGCCAGUCCGCCAAUGGCUGGGAUCAUAGAGGCCACAAUCGGCCAACGGAAAACAGGCUGACCAACGUGCGUGCGCCGGACACGGUUAUAAUACGAGGCAGGCGGCAAGGCUGAACAAACCGAGGCCAGCAGGAAACGCCAGCGACCGACUCUGAUGAUGGAAACGACAGUGUUUCCGAAACGUCAGUUUGAAUACACUCUGGUACAUAAAAUCGCCUUCUCUUCUUCAUCUUCCUCGGGGGAUGACAAACACGAUAUAUAUAUUUGAAGAUAAUAUAUAUAUAUAUAUGUAUUUGUAAAUGACACAUUUGUUAUCGUUAAAAAGGACCAAUUGGAAGCGCUCCACAACAAUAUAAACUCGACGAUUCCGGGGAUUACGUUCACACUCGAAAAGGAAGUCGAUAGUAAACUGCCCUUCCUGGAUGUUCUCGUCCAACGAAAGACUGACGGAACACUACGUACAUCAGUUUACCGUAAAGACACUUACGCGGAAAUCACUCUACCUUACGAGAGCAAUCAGCCAAUUUCUCACAAACGGGGUGCUGUCAAAAGUCUGCUUAAUCGAGCAAAAACACAUGCUCUGAUAAAGAAGGCUAUCAAGACGAACUAAAAUUCUUGUGUGAAUUGUUUUCGCGGAAUGGGUACCCUAGACAUUUUGUGCGCCGAUGCAUGAGACAGAAAGAGUCGAAGAGAAAGGAGCCAGGUAAUCUAAAUCAGACGUCCGGACCAAAAACCUGGCGAGCACUUUUUUACAUUAAAAAUGUGUCUGAACCCGUUGAAAAACACUUAAGGAAGCACCAAAUUCAGGUGGCGAACCGACCGACAACUACUUUGCACACUCAGCUCGUGCACCCUAAGGAUAGGGUUAACUUUCUGGACAAGAAAGAAGUCGUUUACGACAUCUCUUGUGAUGCAUGUGAUGCCGUCUAUUGUGGCCAGACUGGAAAAUGCGCCUUUACACGCAUUCACGAACAACGGUUGGCAGUGAAGAAGCGAGACCACCUGCCUUAAGUAGCCAUGCACAGCCUGGACACCGGACACACUUUCGCUUGGGAAAAAACUCGCAUUGUCGCUGUGUGCCCCUCAAAGAAAGGCCGAGAGUUCCUUGAGACCAUGCACUCAGACGAAUCAUGCAUCAACCGGCACAUCGAGUUGGAUGCCGCGUACAGAAAUCUCAAGGAGAGAUGGAAGAGGCGAGGACCAAUCAGAACGGACUGACACACACGACGACCGCUUACUGGCGUGAACGUCAAGCGAUUAUCGAUUUUUUAAGUGCACUUAAGAUGUUAACUGUGUUAGCACAUUUGCCCUCCGUCUGUGCCUGACGACGACUCGGGGAACCGGCGUCGAAAAUUUGCACAAUAAACUUCCUUUCCCAAAGCACACAUUCGACUUCGACUUAUAUUUCUAGGGAUGCCUACCUUCCAACAUCUAAGAUAUAUAUAUAUAUAUUAUGAUAGUGGGCGCUCACCGAUCAGGUUACGCCCGCAUUCGCGACAAUUAAGGUCAACGCGAAUGCGGGCGAUGGCCACCAACGUUCAAAUGCCGCCCCCCGACGAGAGACAGGCAGAUUGACAGCAGUCACCCUCCCUCCCGCUCUGCCCCGGCGACUACAGAGACGACCCCUGUGCGUAUGCGGGCCAUUAGCGCCAAAGCCGAUUAACCAUCCCCUCCCCCCUAUAAUUACCACCGUGUUAGCAUGACUGAUAUCUAUCCCCCUCCUAUAAAUACUGUGUGAUGCCGUACGAUACUCACCUCCGACGAUGAAAGCUUGUCUGCUUUUGAAACGUCAGGACAAUACAAUCAUGGUUCCCGAGAUCGCCUCUUCUUCUCAUUUAUGUCCGGGGACUCGAAUCUUCGCUUCUAUUAGCAAUAUUUUCGGGCGCCAAGCACUUGAGUCAGCACGACGUUGGGAAACCUUUACCCUUCGUGUGUCAUCUACGUACGCGCAAAUUCAAUUCCUCCACAGAUGCCUUGACAAUCAUGUGCUUCCGAAGAGCUUGUCUUACAGGCCACCGGUAAACACAAGUCUGGCGAAACGAUGGGUGAUGCAACACAGUAGGCGAAUGAUCCGGGCGCUCCUUCAGGACUGCCAUCUUCGACUGCGGAAAUACAAAGGGGUUCUGAGCCAAGCGAUCGCUAAAUGCACUGAACUCAUCGGCGAAGACGGAACUAUGCUGUUGAAACAGGAGAUUGAUAAACGGGCCAGGGAACUACGAGCAAAACGAGAUAUCGAGCUGGCAGAUAAGCUUCGAAAUAUCAGCCGCACGUUUCAGGAGGAGAACGACGUCCUAGUCCACAAUCUAUCCUCCAAAGAGCUGACUCCUGAACAACUAAAAGUGCUGAGUCACGAGGCCUGCUUCAAUACCACAGACGCCGAUCCGGUCAACCUUGUGGCAACAGUGGAAUCGAUUCUCAAACAAACCGAGGAAUCCGACGAAACAAAACACCUCGUUCGGCAACAGGUAACCGCCUUGGUGAUGGCCCACAAACCACGCGCAAAUAUCACCAGAACGGAACAGGAUGCCCUCAAGAAACUGAAGGCCGACACGAGCAUUGUGGUACUGCCAGCAGACAAAGGGCGUUCUACUGUUGUCUUGGACAAGACCGACUACAUUCAGAAGGCUAACAACCUGCUGGAUGAUCGACAGGCCUACCUCCGAUGUGAUGAUGAGCCGAUGAGGAAGCUGCUGACGCAGUUGGACAAAACGCUCGCUGAAAUGCAAACGAACAAAGUAAUAAGCAAGUCAGUACGACUGGCCGUUAAACCAACAGAUGCGGCCGCACCAAGGUUCUACGGACUACCCAAAGUGCACAAGGUCGAUGUCCCCCUCCGACCAAUCGUGUCACUUCGCGGCGCGCCAACAUUCAAUCUGGCGAAAUGGCUGUUCCGACACCUGAGGCCUCUCACCUCAGGCGCAACCACAACGGUCUGUUCAGCUACUCAGUUUCUGGAACGGCUCAGAGGAACGCGACUCACUGCAGACGAGGUCAUGGUGUCAUUUGAUGUCACCUCUCUCUUCACUUCAAUCCCGCAGGACCUGGCCAUCGAAACGGUCAGCGAAUUACUCGAGAGGCAGUAUGACGAGACGGACAAGUCAGUGAAGCGCAGACAUCUAGUCCAACUAUUAAAAUUCUGCCUGAAGACGUACUUCACCUUCGAGGGGACCAUGUACGAACAAAUUAAGGGGACGCCGAUGGGAUCGCCUCUCUCCGGCUUCAUCGCUGAGACAGUUCUGCAAAAACUAGAGAGCCUGGUUUUCACCACUCACAGGCCAAAGUUUUGGAUUCGGUACGUGGACGACACCUUCGUCAUCAUCAAGCGAGAAAUGAUCGAGGAAUUUCACAUCGUCCUGAAUUCCGUCUUUCCUGACAUCCAAUUCACGAUGGAGGCGGAAAACAACAACCAGCUGCCAUUUCUGGACGUUCUUGUCCAUCGAAAGCCCAACGGGCACAUAAAAACGACGGUGUACAGGAAGGCUACCAACACACGCCAAAUCCUAAACUAUCACAGUAAACACCCGUUAUGUCACAAACGCAGUUGUGUGCGAACUCUCUACAGUAGAGCAGAAACACACUGCAGCGAACCGGAUGACAGAAGGACAGAACUCCGCUAUCUUCAGCGCCUUUUCAUGGCCAACGGAUAUCCCCGUAACUUCAUCGAGCGCAGCAGGCAGUCUAAACCAGGCCAAAAUCGGGUGACAGAACAGCCAAAAGUCUGGCGUGCACUGCCAUACAUCGACGGCGUCUCUGAGGCAGUUUCCCGUCUCCUAAGGCCCUUGGGGAUCGGGAUCGCUCAUCGACCAGACUCAACCAUUCGGCAUUUGGUUAUGAGACCGAAGGCCCCCUGCCACGAGGUGAGACGACAAACGUCAUCUACCGGGUCAAGUGUAACUCUUGCCAAGCAAACUACGUCGGAGAGACAGGCAAACGGUUACAAACUCGCGUUAACGAACACAUGCGGGCAGUGAGGAGAAUGGACCCAUUGUCUCUGGUGGCGGAACACUGCGCGGACUCUGGACACACUUUUGCCUUCCAGAAUGCCAAAAUUCUGGGUCGAGGCAACGACCGCGUAGCCAGGGAAACGAUCGAGGCCUGGCACACGGAAACAACCUCAAUAAACCGUUGCGUCGCCCUCCCGACAGCAUACCAAGCCCUCCGGACGCAGCUCAACGAACUAAAGGGCAAGCGCGAGGUCAGGCCGAAAGUGGAUCUAGACACGGGAGAGCCUACGACGGACGUACACGUAGCCACACCGCAAAUCGGGCCCGACGAAGGCGCAGUCAUCAAUACUGUUGCCUCAACUACUACUCCGGCAGACGGGGAGAAACGCGAUCAGAGGGAUGCAAUCAAGACUAGCAACCCAGCACGACAAUUAAGGUCAACGCGAAUGCGGGCGAUGGCCACCAACGUUCAAAUGCCGCCCCCCGACGAGAGACAGGCAGAUUGA
Molecule: messenger RNA, 23400 nt
Organism: Spirometra erinaceieuropaei
Lineage: Eukaryota; Metazoa; Platyhelminthes; Cestoda; Diphyllobothriidea; Diphyllobothriidae
Source: the annotation of a GenBank genome assembly